Messenger RNA from Melanotaenia boesemani (Boeseman's rainbowfish), 6276 nucleotides. RefSeq names its product dynamin binding protein. Gene Ontology annotation, biological process: intracellular signal transduction. The transcript is spliced from 17 exons. The record is from RefSeq and is a predicted model, not a curated record. The coding region runs from base 339 to 5468 and encodes 1709 amino acids. Gene Ontology annotation, molecular function: protein binding; guanyl-nucleotide exchange factor activity. Gene Ontology annotation, cellular component: cytoplasm. NCBI's taxonomy places the organism in Eukaryota, Metazoa, Chordata, Actinopteri, Atheriniformes, Melanotaeniidae.
GAGAGACACAGCAGUGCUGCUCUGCUCGGCUGCUCCCGUGUCUAACGUGAUGACAGCUGAUUGUACGGAGACCCACAGCCAGCCAGGACCACCGUGGCACUUUCUCGUCAUGCUUUCUUAACUUUCUCGCCAGAACAUCGUAGUUCUCCCCGAAAGUUAUGAGUCUGCGCACACCUUGAAGACUGUGGGACGUGUAGCUGCUCAAAAGUUGUGUCGUGGAAAGAGGCAACACCGCCACCACACCACAUCAGCAGGCUGGAGAAGUUGGAUAUCUAUUCUGACUGGCUCUAGCGGCCUGAUCCCACACCACCAUACCACCAGUUUACAGGUUAUGAGUAAUGGAAGCAGGAUCAGUGGUGCGUGCUGUGUUUGAGUUUCUCCCCAGCGUCUCAGAGGAGCUCCCACUCUUCCCCGGCGAUGUCAUUGAGGUGCUCAGUGUUAUUGAUGAGUUCUGGUUGCUUGGAAACAAAGAUGGCGUCACAGGUCAGUUCCCCAGCACCUUCGUGGAAGAGGUUACAAUUCCAAGCACCAAGCAUGGAGACAAACUCUAUGUGUGCAUCAAUGAUUUCAACUCAGCAGAACGAGGGAACCUGUCGCUGAAGAGAGGUGAUGUGAUAGUUGGGGAAGCCAGAGGGUCCAUGGACUUUGGGGAAGCCUGGCAACGUGGUUGUAACGCAUGGGGCAUCCGUGGUGUCUUUCCCACAUCAUGUGUGAAGGAACUGAACCUUUCAUGCCGCUCAAGACAGUUGUCUGAGCGCUCAGCUCAGGCCCAGGCUUCAGAGCUCCCACCCUAUGCCCUCGGACAAGCCCGGGCUCUUAUGAGCCUCCAUGCACAGCUCAGCGAAGAGCUGGACUUCCGCGAGGGGGACCUGAUUAUCAUCACAGGCCUGCCUGAGCCAGGCUGGUUCCAGGGCGAGUUGGAAGGCCAAAGGGGCAUCUUCCCAGAGGGAUUUGUGGAGCUUCUGGGUCCCAUACGUUCUCCUCAGGAGUCAGCUGAUAGCUCGUAUUUAAAUGACAACUCUCAACAAUUCAUCUAUGAGGACACUUAUGAUGCCGGAGAAGGAACUGAGGAGGAAGUUAUGGAAGAAGGGGAAGUUUUUCUGAGAGAAGAAGAACAAAAGGAAGCUAUCAUAGAGGAAGAAAAUGAGGAAGAGGGUGGUGUGUAUGGGGUGGCACUAUAUGAGUUUCGGGCAAUGGAGCCAGGCGAGUUGGACUUUGAUGUGGGAGAUCGCAUUCGUAUUGUAAACACUUUGGAAGAUGGUUGGCUGGAGGGGGAGCUGCGAAGGCAACGGGGUAUCUUUCCACAUCGUUUUGUCAAAGUAGAGGACGAUGGACAUAAAAGUGUAGAUGAGACUAACGCUAUUGAACCUGAUGACGAGAAAGAGAACAACUGUACUGAGUACAGCUCGGGUCAUUCAUGUCCUAAUGGGUCAAAGAAUGAUCCUGAAUGGAGGACAUAUGAGGAUCAUACAGUGUGGGACUUGGACUACUUUGAGAGAACUGAGGAGCAGCGAUGGCAGAGUGAGAAUAAAAGUGCUUUGGCUCAGACUAAUAACAGAGGGCAGAGAGAAGAGGGGAAUAAGUCUGAAACUCAACCACAUAAGCCUGUUCCACCAUCUCACAGGGCACCCAACAGACCCAAAUCCACUCCUCCACCUAGGCCAAGGCUCCCACCUCGGCCUAGCCUACCUCCACAUCGACCUAGGCAAGACAUUAGCCCAACGUUCAGUAGAAAUCAGUCUAAUUAUAGCAAUGGUAACAUCCGACCAUUAAAACCCAAGUUAUCUCACAGCAUAACGCUCCAUAGCACUCAGCCUGGCUGGUCUAAAGACAGUAGAUUUAACCAAAAGUCAACAACAGACAGUACCACCACCACCAGUAGAUCUACCAGUCUUGGGCAGGUAUUGAACAACAUUGUUGUGGGGCAUAAACAAAGGAGGCUAUCUCGGCAUGCUAGCGUGAGCGAUACUGACAUAGUGCAGACUGCUGAAGCACGACCACAUUCCCAGCAGAGGACACGGGGCACCAAUGGGAGUCUGCCAGCAUCCAUCGCCUUAGCAUCUCUGGCCACAACCGCCGGUGACCUGGAGGCCAAACUAUCCCAGCAGCUUUUUGAAUUUGAAAAAAGUUUAAAUGCUUCCUACAGUGACUCUAAUGUGAGCUCUGGUGCUUUAAGGGACACAUCGUCUGUAGCUGAUCUGAACCAGCAAUCUGCUAUCUCCCGGCACUUUUCUAUACUAGGCUACAGCAAUGAAAGUGAUAUCAUACGAGGCUCCUCACACUCUCCUGUGUCCAGCCUGUUACAGUCUAACUCUUCAUCUUUGGAGAGACGCAGAACCCUCCGCCCUCCUCCUCCUCGUCCCCGAGUCCUACGUCCCUCAGCCCCAGCAGCAUACAGACCAGCUCGCCCAGCUCCUCGACCCCCUCCUCGAUACCCAAGACAAAAUGCCACUCUUCCAAAUAGCAAUUCCCACACUAACAGCCCCAUCUUCUUCACUCCAGAUGAACAAGCCACAAACAUCCUCACAGAGAGUGAGUCUGAGUUUGAUGACCUCACAACACAGGAACCUGAAACCCAGUGCCAGCUGGAUGCAGAGCAAGAGCUGGACAGGGAGAUGGAGUUAGAGAGUGAGAGACAGAGGGAGGAGGAGGAAAGGUACCAACUGUUGCUACGACUGCAAGAAGUGGAGCACGACAUGGAGGAAUAUGCACGCACGGCUGAGGAACUCAGGGCAAUGUUGGAGGAGGAAGAAGACGAGACAGCCCGCAUGCAGGCUUUGGAGAAUCUGGAGUUCUGCAACUACACACUGGAGACACUGGCCCUGGAGCAGCAGCAGCUACAAGAGAUGACGCUUUUGUCAUCUCAGCCCAAACCCCUGGACUCAACUCCAAUCUCAGACACGACCCCCACCGCUGGCACAGACACUGAGGAUCCUGAGUCAAGGAUGCUGGAGAAGAGGUCAAAGGUCAUCGAGGAGCUGCUGCAGACCGAGAGGGACUUCAUCAAAGAUCUGCAAAUGUGUGUCAAGGAGAUCACUGAGCCACUGCAGAAGAAACAGGUGAAGAAUGUGGACUUUGACAGUCUUUUUGGCAACAUCUCCUCAGUAAUUGACUUGUCCCAACGGCUGUUUGAAGCACUACAGGAGACAGAUUCAAUAGGAAAAGUAUUCCUUGACUUCAAAGCUGAGCUGGAGGAGGUUUACAAGCUAUACUGCCAAAAUCACGAUGAUGCCAUCUCUCUGCUGGAGACUUAUGAGAAAGAUGAAAACAUACAGCAACAUGUGCUGGAGUGUCUGGAGAGGCUGAGAGCCAUAUAUCGUGAGUGGGGUAAAACAAAUUACAUCAACCUCGGCUCUUUCUUGAUUAAGCCGGUUCAACGUGUGAUGCGUUAUCCACUGCUGCUGACGGAGCUUCUCGGGGCCACUCCGGAGAGCCACCACGACCGGCUCCAGCUCACUCAGGCUGUGCAGGCUGUCAAAGAGAUCAAUGUAAACAUCAAUGAGUACAAGCGCAGGAAAGAUCUUGUGGUGAAGUACAGGAAAGGAGAUGAAGACACAUUCAUUGACAAGAUCUCCAAGCUCAGCAUGCACUCCAUCAUUAAAAAAUCUAACCGUGUUAGCAGCCACCUCAAGCACCUCACAGGGAUUUCACCUCAGAUCAAAGAUGAAGCAUUUGAUGAGGCUGAAAAGAAAUUUAGGCUUCAGGAAAGACUCAUCAAGUCUUUUAUUAGAGACAUUUCCUUGUACCUGCAACAUAUCAGGGAAUCAGCAUCUGUGAAGGUCUUGGCAGCCAUCAGUUUUUGUGACAUCUACACCGAGCGCAGCAUGCUAGAUCCUGAACGCUUCCAGAGAGCUCAUCGUGCCAUCAGCGACAAGCAGUUCACACAGUUUAAGGAGCGCACAGAGGCCUUGGUCAUCAACCCACUCACCCAGCUCCUCCUCAUGUUCGCCGGGCCCCACAAACUCAUCCAAAAACGCUUCGACAAGCUGCUGGACUACGACAACUGCAAGGAGCGUGCUGAUCGGCUGAAGGACCGCCGCAUCCAAGACGAGCUGCAGGUGACACGCAACAACUACGAGGCACUCAACGCCCAACUUCUGGACGAGCUUCCAAAGUUCCACAGUGCAGCGGAGGAGCUGUUUACAGGCUGUGUGAGGGCCUUCGCUCAGGCCCAGAAGGACUUCAUGAAGACCACUCUUGGAGAGCUGAGGCCUCUUCUGCAGUUUUCUAAAAAAAUCGUUACAGAAGGAAACUUGAUUGCACAGUUUCAUGAAGAAUACAGUCACUGCCUCCAACUACUUCAGAGCUUCAGCUUCUGCCCAGAAAACCUGCCGCCUGCCACAACCACAAAAAAGCCCUUCGAGAAGAAAACUCUAGAGAAGCAGACCUCAAAAAAGCAAAUGUCGGGACCUCCUAACCACGUUAUGCAGACAGAUGAGCACCGUGCAGGACUUCUGGUCCGCUAUGGUCCAGAAAAACUUUUCCAGGCUGAGAGAAACUUCAAUGCUGCCCAGGACCUGGACAUUUCUAUACAAGAGGGGGACCUUGUGGGUGUAAUCAAGCAGCAGGACCCCAUGGGAAGCAACAACCGCUGGCUGAUUGAUAAUGGAGUCACUAAGGGAUUUGUAUACAGCUCCUUCCUCAAACCCUACAACCCACGCAGGAGCCAAUCAGAUGUUUCCAUUGAGAGCCAGUCAUCCAAUGAGUCGGGUUACGGCGGCUCCUCCCCUGUUUUCUCCCGACAGAACAGCAACAGCACACUGACCUUUAACCAGGAGACAGCUACUGUCAGCUUUUCUACAUCACAAUCCCAAAGCCAGUCAUCCCCACACCCAUCACUUGACUCUGCCUCAUCCCGUAGAAGUCACCACAGAGACGUUCCCAACCCCGACUCUGUCAGUCAGAGCAACUCCAUAAACUCCUCAAACUCCUCAAACCCCUCAAACCGCAGAGACUUUUCAGAUCAAACUCACAGAAAUGUUCCUGCCCACAGAGACUCAGAGCCGUCUUACAGGCACUCAGGCAACCACAGAGACUCUUAUGAUACCAGUUACGGAAGUGGACACAAGGAGACAUCAGACUUCUCCGAAACAGACUCUUAUUCUUCUCAAAGAAACAGCCGAUCACAACGAUAUGGACACGCAGACAAAAGCUACAGUUCACAUCAGUGGAGAAAUGGAGACGAUAGCAGCCAGAGGAAGUCUGCCUACACCAGAGAGGAGUUUAUAGAGCCAGACCCGGAGCCAGAACCAGAACAGGACGACAAGCUAGAUAGUCAUCAGAUUUACUACGCCCUCUACGCCUUCAACGCCCGAUGUGCUAAUGAACUGAGCAUCUCAGCCAAUCAGCGACUGCGGAUACUGGAGUUCCAGGACAUGAAUGGCAACAGUGAAUGGUGGCUGGGGGAGGCAGGGGGUCGACGAGGAUACGUGCCUUCCAACUACAUCCGUAAAUCAGAGUAUACAUAAACAAAUGUUGUCUCAAAGAGGAUUUUCGGACCUUAAGAGCUCUUCAAGCACCAACAGAACAAACAAACAUCUCAACACGCUGUGACUUAUUUUUCAACUGUUUUCAUGAAAUUUGAUAAGUAUUGCUGCACACUCUGCUCCUCACAGUCAGUUAUAUGCCUAUAUUUAUAGACUUUUUUUUUAAUAUAUAUAUUUUUUUUUUAUUUACUGCCCUCCUGUUUCUAGAAAAAACUAUAAAAAAAGUGAACUGCCAUAUUCUGCAGCUGAGGACAGUGAAUUGCAUGUUGUAGAAAACAGUUUGGCUCAUGGGGAGAUUGCAAUGGAAAUGUGAAUGUUUAGACUUCCGACUGGCUCUUAUAAACCAGCAUCAGACUGAUCUAAACACUGAGUUUUUUUUCUGCAUGUGUUUUCUUUUUACACCACUAUGAUGAUGCAUGAAUACAAAGCAAAUUUAUACCAUGCUGUUCAGAUACCAAGGCUUUAGGCACUUAACGCUGGUGGCUGGUUUGAAGUGUCUGUCAUGCCAUGGACACCAGUUUGGAGUGUGGUCAAAUUAAUAAGGAUCAUUUGGCAUGUAUGUGGUUUACAAGCACUCCUUUUUAACUUUGUCAGCAGCCUGACUGCCUUUUUACUGGGCUGACUGUAAACAUCUCCUUGUAAGGAGAGACAAAUGGUGAUAUUGUGGUCUGAUUAAAUUCCAUUCCACAUAGUUCCUAUGUAUACUAAGGGCUAUAUAAUGCUGUAUAUUGAGAAUAGGAUCUUUCGCCCGCUGUAAAGUGAUCACUGUUUGAAUAAAAAAGAAAAAACA